AUCAUGGCGACACGGGUUGUACAGGAGGCGAGCAGGCUCGAUUUAACGGCGGACGACCCUGAGUUUCGAAGUGAAAACAUGGAAACCCAGGAUGUCUGUGGAUUACAUGUAGCUCCCAGAGAUUUGUUGGUUGAUGGUGACUGCACUGACUCCGCUCCUGUUCUUCAUGCAGUGGAUGCCACUGCUGAAAUAAUUGAGAAUGCGUGCAACUUGCAUCCGGCCUGCUACACCAGAGAAAGCGGGCUGCUAUCUGUCUCAUCCACCUGUGUCAUGUUGGAAACAAGAGGAGAAAUACCUGGCAGCGAGGAUAUGCGAAUGGACCCUGCUGGGGGAGAGCACCAUCUGCUUUUGGACAAAAACAAAGAGAAGGCUCUCGGGAAAGAAGUGAUGUUGCUCAUGCAAGCUUUGAACACGCUCAGCACUCCAGAGGAGAAACUGGCAGCUUUGUGCAAGAAAUAUGCAGACUUGUUGGAAGAGAACAGAAGUGUCCAGAAGCAAAUAAAACUACUUCAGAAGAAACAGGCACAGAUAGUGAAGGAGAAAGUUCAUCUGCAGAGUGAGCACAGCAAAGCCAUUCUUGCUCGCAGUAAGCUGGAAAGUCUUUGCCGUGAACUUCAGCGUCAUAAUAAAACAUUAAAGGAGGAAAACAUGCAGCGAGCACGGGAGGAGGAAGAACGUCGCAAGGAAGUGACGGCACAUUUUCAAAUGACCCUCAAUGAAAUUCAGGCCCAGAUGGACCAGCACAACCUGCACAAUACAAAGCUGCGACAGGAAAACAUUGAACUAGCUGAGCAACUGAAGAAAUUAAUAGAACAGUAUGAACUACGAGAAGAGCAUAUUGACAAAGUUUUCAAGCAUAAGGAACUACAGCAGCAAUUGGUAGAUGCCAAGCUCCAGCGAACUACAGAGAUUAUGAAAGAGGUGGAUGAGGAGCAUCAUAGAGAGAGGGAGUUUCUGCUAAAAGAAGCGACUGAAUUGAGGCACAAGUGUGAACUGAUGAAGCAGCAAGAGGCACAACUGAAACAACAGCUUUCUCUGUAUAUGGAUAAGUUUGAAGAAUUCCAGAGCACAUUGGCAAAGAGCAAUGAAGUUUUUACAACGUUCAGGCAGGAAAUGGAAAAGAUGACAAAAAAAAUCAAGAAGCUGGAAAAAGAGACCACGGUGUGGCGUACUAAGUGGGAGAACAAUAACAAAGCACUCUUACAGAUGGCUGAGGAGAAGACACUUCGAGACAAGGAAUACAAAGGCCUACAGGUGAAGUUGGAGCGGUUGGAAAAGCUUUGCAGAGCCCUGCAGACAGAGAGGAAUGACCUCAAUAAAAAAGUGCAGCUUCUUCAGUGUCAGCUUUCAGGAAAUGAUCAGCCUUUAGAUCUGACGGAAGAAGACUAUCAGGCGUGCAAGACCCCAGAUCCUCCCGAACUGGCGGUGGUGAACACUUCGAGUCAGGAGGAAGCUGGAAGCCAAUCUCGUGCUACAGCUAUUUUAAAUCAGGAAUGUUCAACUGGCGACUUAGAAAAUGCAGUUGUGGCUUCGGGCAUAGAUUCUGUUGACUAAAACUAUCUGUUUUAAAGAGUUGUGUGGAGUUAUAUAUUUUUGUGUAAUUAUUGUUUGAGUUGUUUCUUGGUAAUUAUUGGCUUUGUGGUGAGAAUUUCUUACACAUUUUUCUACCAUAUCUGUAUUUUCUUAGGGGAAAAAGGAAUUUAUGUGGUUCAAGUAGUUGUAUGGUGGGUCAAGUUUAGUCUACUUUAUAAAUUUUCAUAAUUAAUUACAAUUCCUUCAUUUUUAAAAUUGAAAUUUUUGACAUUGCAAUCCACCACAACACAAUACUUGGACUGAGAUGUAAACAUUUCAUGUAAUUUUAAUAACAGACGAGUAACUUUUUUUUAAAAAAACUGAGCUUGACUUUUUUCACAAUGUAGGUGCAACUGGAUAUGUUUGAUUGGGACAUGCUUCCAGAGGAAGGAUUGCUGUUGGCUUUUCGGACAUUGUGCUUUUUGGAUCUAGAACUUCCACAAAGCACUAUUUUUUGAGUGAAACACAAAAAUGUGGGAACAUCUAGUUUUAAGAGUUGGAGAGUAACAGUCUGUAGAUUGCUUCAGAUAAACAAAGGUGGAUAGGAAACGGGGUCUAUUAGCUGAGUGCCCUGUACCUUUCUCGUAAGUUGUCUUCACAUGCCUGUGUCAGAAAGAAGCUUUCAGUGGAUCAUGAUCCUCAGUAAAUGUGUUGGGAUUGAGCUUAAUUUUGUAGGCCAUUCUCUCGCUGAUAUUUUUGUUAGUUUGCAAAGCUCUGAUGUCCCAGCAUUGGAGCUGACUCAAAUUUGUUAGUGGCAAUUGACCUUAAAAAAAAUCUUUAUUUUGUUUUGUAGCUUGUUUGGUCAAAGCUGCCAUUUAAUUUAUUGUUUUCCUUCGUUUAUACUUCAUAGAGUUUUCGCUGACGCAGUUUGUUUUUGAAAUGUAGCUGUGGUAACUGCACUAUCCUUUCACCUCAGGAUUUGAACCUAGACCAAAGCUAAGGAGAUAAAAAUCCAGUGUCCCUGGUUCCAAGGGUUCCAAAUUAAAUUAGUUUUGACAGUCUGUAUAUCUGGUGCAUCUGGGUCUAAUAAGCCCAAAGCUGUCAGUGGUAGACCUAUCCCUCAGUUAUUGUUGAUGGAAAAAUAAACAUUGGUUAAACAUGGUGUAUGAAGAGUGGGGUCCUAUUGAGGUUACUGGUGAAACACAUUUUAACCAUAGCAGGAACUUUUAGCUUCUAAAGCAUGCUAAGCAACCCCCAUCACCCUUCCACCCCCAAAACUAAAUGCUGGGAAACUUGACCAACCAACUUGAGCCCUGGAUGUGAAAAGAGACAUAAUUGAUUACAAGAUCCCUGUGGGUUUUUAACUGACAUAGUUACCUAUAAAACCGUAACAUUAUGAACUGCCUUAUCACUAUAUUAACUAUUAAACAACACAAUUCUCAUUUCAGAAAUGCUGAUUCAGGCCCUGUUUUAGUCAGAUUUUCAUGUUCAGUAUUUAGCUGUUUUCUCUAUCUCACAACUGGUCACCUCUUUCUCGCUCAGUCAUAUCUGUAAAACAAUAUUCUAAGUUGAUUUGUCUCAAUGACAAAUGUACUUGACGCAUCAUUUUUAUCUCUUUUAUCAACUCAUUUAUAGACUAGUUAUGGAGGUGAUCAUUAUGAAGAAUUUCUGAGUUCCUCAUUCAAGAAAGAAUGUUGAGGAAACUGCAUCGCAGUUGUAAGAGUUUGAAAUUGAUUCAUAAAGAUCCACCAUCAUGCUAACAUUAGAAACUGACUACAUGACAAUGACUCAUGAACUACUGGUUACCAAGUGCUAUAUUCUGUCAACAUUUUCCUGUUAGUUUCAGUCAGCUGGACAGCUUAUGUAUUCUCUAUGCAGUGUUCCCACUGAGUUGUGCCAUUGCUACACAAUCCUUGGGAAUGUGCUGCGUAAGGAACGCAUGUUUAAUAAAGUUCUUUUAAGAUGUGAACAUGCAUUUUAGUAUCUUAAAGGGAUGAUGUGGCACCCAAAAUAGGGAAAUCGAAGAGAUUGGCUUCCAUGCAGUAUAUCCUGCCAUCUUUCCAUUCUGCCUUUAACUCUCUGUUGUCUUCUUGAUGCUCAACAAAGUAUCAAGGUUAACAGCACUCUGUUAGGCAGAAUAUGCUGGGGUUUUUUUCCUGUGUGCUGAAUUACUCCGCCUAAACCUGAUGGUGUGGUUAUUGGUUUCUUCUGCUAUCAUGACAGUUGCCAUGCUAGUUGAUAUGUCAAACAUUCAACUUUAUCUUUUUCAGUUCUUUGCUCAUCCUUACAUUUCUCUCUGGGAUGUUAUGGAAUGUGAACCUAUAAACCUCUUAUGAAUAUGAUUUUUUGUUUUGAGAUGUUGAGUUUUCUUUAAUCUCUUUGUAGUACAUGAAAAUAGACCACUCCAAGUUUAGGUACAUCCUGGUACAUCUGAGUGCAAAGACUUGAAACUAACUUUACAGCCAGAAUGUGUUUUGGAGUGGGCAAGUACUAUGUACUUUUUGGUACAGAAGUUAAUCUUUAUUUGCUGAAAUGUGUGUUGUAACUCAGCACUUAAUUGAUUUUGUAUUGAUCUGGAGAAAGCUACUAUUCUGGAGCAGCCUGAACAAAACUUGUCCUCAGGCCUCAUACAAAAGGAAUAUUCAUUGGGAUCAUGUUCCUAUGUUCAGUUUAAGAGCGAGUAGAAGGUGCAGGAAAAGCUCAGCAGGUCUGGCAGCAUACAUGAAGAGAAAUCAAAGUUAACAUUUUGGGUCCGAUGAACCUUCCUCAGAAUUCAGGAUCACCGGACUCAAAACAUUACCUGUGAUUUCUCUUCACAGAUGCUGCCAGACCUGCUAAGCUUUUCCAGCGACCUCUGUUUUUGUUUGAUUUACAGCAUCUGCAGCUCUUUUAGUUUCUUCAAGUGAGGAGAAAUUGUUUGGGAGGAUGGAGCAAAAGUACCAGCUUUUCUAUACUACUUGUGCACAACUUAAAGUUGCAAUGUAAGAUGAAAUAUAGUUUUCUACAGGUGAAUUUACAGAACAAGACAAAGAGCUACUUGGAGGAUGGCAAAGUUGGUUUCACAUCCUAUUGGAUGCAUGAACACUCUGGUACUGGGAGCUCAAAGGAUUCAGUUAGGUAUUUUGUGUAUUUGUGAAUGCCAGAAGAGAGGGAUUUCAAGAGCAAAAGUCGAAUUUAUGCCCAUUUGAGUAGUUCCUUUCAUUUAUAAGCAAUAAAUCCAUGGCUGCUUUCACUACAUUCAAAAUGAUAGACUAAUCACCACCACUGCAUCUGAAGUUCAGUUACUGGCCUAUUGAAAAGAUACAGCAGUUCUAGCGAUAUUCAAGGGGAAAAACCCACCAAGGUGAGAACCACAUUCCAAACAAUGCUUGUGAAUGGCCACUUUCCUCACUGAUAAUCAAUUAUUACUUUUUAGAUAAAAUAUUAAGUUUAUUUGAAGCCGAGCAGAAAGCAUUUUAACCGAUCCUGAUUUCAUCAUUGAAAUCAGAGCAUGUUUUAUGUAUAAUGUAUUUAAUCCACAGUAGAAUGAAUUGAUGCACUAAGAUUUCUGUAGUUAGGAUGCACUUAAUGCAACUAUAAAAAUUGAGACAAAAUUGAGUAGGGACCUGGAACAGUUACACACACAAAAACAAUCUGGCAUCUCUCGCCGAUGGUAGCUGGAAAAAGAUUACUGUUCGAAGCCACUCUAAGACUAGGGUUUGCUUUGAUAUGUUGUGGGUACAGGAAAGCCAACUGGUAUUUCUGGUUACUGGAAAAGCACAGCAGGUCAGGCAGCAUCAAAGGAGGAGGAGAAUCGACGUUUCAGACAGAAGUCCUUCUUCAGUAUUUUUAUGCCCAAAAUGUCGAUUCCCCUUCUCCUUUGAUGCUUCCUGACCUGCCGCGCUUUUCCAGCAACACAUUUUUAAGCUCUGAUCCCCAGCAUCUGCAGUUCUCACUUUCUCCUGGUAUUUUUGGUACCCAAAAGCAGAGAAUUUUUAAGCCAGUUUCUGUAGUUUAGAAUAAAUUAUUGAAGGUAUACAGUCUGACUUCUAGCAAACAGUAAAAUAUCUCUCAUGUAUUUCAAAUAAGAUGGUGAAAUCAAGCAGUUAGUUACAAUUACUUAAACACUGGCUGUAAUCUAAUCUAAACCAGAUAUAAUGUGAUUCAUGUGACGUCGCCUUUUAAGAUAGUUAUUUAUCGAGCUGAAAAAGUCCCUUGUUUGACUGCAGUCAGUAUCUUAACGUUGAUACCAAUUUGUAUGCAUUCUACAAUUAUAAAUCCCUGAUUGUGAAUUUCCUCUGUUGAAAUAAGUCUUCAAUCCAAUCCCUCCAAGUUAGUUCACCUUUCUGUUCACUUUGUGGUAUUUGCACUUGGCUGGCAGAAUUACUGCCUGUUUUCGAUAAUAAUGUAAAGGUGUCUAGCAACUUAUCAGAAAAAGUAAAUAAUGCCUGCUCAACUCGUCAUCAUGGAACAACUCCAGCACAGGUUGAACCUGUUACUGUAUUGUUCAGCGCUGACUUAACACUCUAUGUAAAUUUGACAUCAAUUUGCAAAAUUGCUAUCAUCUGCUAUCUAAGAUUCAAGGAAUCUGUACUGCCUGUUAAGUUACACUUCUCAUCAGGCAAACAAAAAUGCUGCUUUGUGAUUUAAAUUUGUUUGUUAAAAGAUCAUAACACACAUAUCAAACUAUAUUGACCAAAUUAUUUAACUUACAAAUGUGAAAUGGAAUACCUUUUAAGCAGCAUAAUUGGCCAGUGUGAUUGAGAUUCACAGAUGAUUUCUUUCUGAUCUACAUUAUUGACUGACUCUUACACCCUUUACAUUUGUUCCAAAUAUCCUCAAAUCAUUUCAGAAAAUGCAUCCAGACUGUAAUUGGACCAAACUCCUUUUCACGUGUGGUAAAAUUGUCCAUAGCACUUAAACUGCCUUUUUAACAAUUUUUGAAGAGGCUUGUUGGAUUU
This is a messenger RNA of Hemiscyllium ocellatum (epaulette shark), 6452 nucleotides long. RefSeq names its product gamma-taxilin-like. Lineage: Eukaryota; Metazoa; Chordata; Chondrichthyes; Orectolobiformes; Hemiscylliidae. Gene Ontology annotation, biological process: regulation of cell cycle. The record is from RefSeq and is a predicted model, not a curated record. The transcript is spliced from 10 exons. Gene Ontology annotation, molecular function: syntaxin binding. The coding region runs from base 4 to 1554 and encodes 516 amino acids.